AUGGCACAAAACUGGGGUACGCAGGGCUCUCAAAUUCAGCUUCUCACCAGCUUGUACCAUUGCUCCCCCCCGUCCGUGGUAGAACCAAUGUAUCCAAGCACCGCUUUCUUGCGCUGGAUUGCCCUCGUCCCCUUCGUUUUUUCUCAGGUUGACCAGACCUCUACAGUGUCCAGCACCCUGGUAGCUCUACCAUUUGUAUCAAGCGUGUCUACCGUUUCUGUGUCGGCUAUCCCAUCAGCCUCCGUCUCGCCCUCUUCAGUGUCGAAUUCGGUCGCGGUAGUGACUCAGAUGACCUUCGAUCCGUCAUCACCACGCACAACGUUCGUACCCUUCCCGCCUCCUCCGGAUACCCCCGUUCAACAUAUCUACCCUACGGCUGAUCCUCUCAACCCAACCGAGGUUGGAAGUCGUGCAAUUCCGAAUUUUGGACAAGCUUGGGCGUCUUCAUGGUCCAAAGCAAAGGCAAAAAUUGCCAACUUCACACUCGAAGAAAAGGUCAGUGUGACGACUGGAGCUGGUUGGGAAAAUGACCGCUGUGUCGGAAACAUCCCUGGAAUAGAACCUCACGACGGGCGUGGAUGGCCAGGUCUUUGCCUCGAGGACUCCCCUCUUGGAGUACGUUACGCCGACUUCGUCACCGCCUUCCCGACUGGAAUUAACACUGCCGCAUCAUUCAGCCGACGCUUUAUGCGCCUCCGCGGCCUCUACAUGGGACGCGAGUUCGUGGGGAAAGGAGUGAACGUCGCGCUUGGACCUACAAUGAACAUGGGACGCGUGGCUCAAGGUGGUCGAAACUGGGAAGGCUUUGGCGGUGACCCGUUCCUCGCCGGCGAAGCAUCCUACGAAACUAUUCUGGGUCUACAAGAGGCUGGCGUCAUUGCAUGUGCGAAGCACCUGGUUGGCAAUGAGCAAGAAAUCAAGCGACGGCUAUCGAGCUCCGAAAUCGACGAUAGGACUAUGCACGAGAUUUAUGCACACCCAUUCCUUAAGAGCGUCAUGGCGGGUGUUGGCAGCAUGAUGUGCGGCCACAACCAGGUCAACGGUACGUAUGCCUGCGAUAAUGACAAGAUGAUGAACGACAUUGUGAAAAGGGAGUUCGGGUUCCAAGGGUUCAUCUUGUCGGACUGGAACACCCAGAUGUGGACGAGUUCUGCCACUAGUGGUUUAGAUAUGGCAAUGCCUGGUGACAUCGGUUUCAACCAUAACCCUAAUACCUCGUACUUCGGUGGCAACCUCACUGCCUACGUGAACGAUGGUACUAUUGCCGAAGCACUCGUCGACGACAUGGCCACCCGUAUCAUCGCCUCCUGGUACCUCCUCCAUCAAGACAGGCCCUCCUUCCCAGCCGUCAACUUCAACGCCUUCGACCUUGAGGACGACGCCACCAACCUGCAUGUCGAUGUCGAAGAAGAUCACCAUAAACUGGUCCGCGAACUCGGCGCAGCAAGCACCGUCCUGCUCAAGAACGAGAAGGGUGUACUUCCCCUCGGCAGGAAGGACAGAAGUAUCGUCCUCGUCGGGAGCGGUGCUGAUCGCGGACGCGCUGGCCCGAACGUGUUCCGUGAUCAUGCAGGCUUGGACGGUGCGCUCGGCAUGGGCUGGGGUUCUGGAACGGCGAGGUACCCGUAUCUCGUCCCGCCUAUCGAUGCUAUCCAGCGCGAGGCGAGGAAGUUCAGGACAAGUGUUAGCUAUGCAUUCGAUGACUUCGAUUUGGAGACGGCUGGGAGAAUGUCGAGGAAACAGUCUGCGGCUCUUGUUUUCGUGAUGGCCAAUAGCGGCGAGCAGUACCUUACUGUCGACGGUAACGUCGGCGAUCGCAACAAUUUGACAGCGUGGAGGGGUGGAGACGAGCUCAUUGCCGCCGUUGCAGCCCAGAAUAACAACACGAUUGUCAUCGUAAACAGCGUUGGGCCGAUCAUCAUGGAAUCGUGGAUCGACCAUCCAAAUGUCACCGCUGUGCUUUGGGCCGGUGUGCCAGGACAAGAAAUUGGCAACUCGAUCGCCGAUGUUCUAUACGGUGCUUGGAACCCCUCUGGCCGACUCCCAUACACGAUCGCGAAGAGGGCCGAGGAUUACGGCGCGCAGAUCGUCACAGGCGGCGGUCCUCAGGAUAUCAUCAGCAUUCCAUAUACCGAAGGCCUGGAGAUAGAUUACCGUCAUUUUGAUGCACGUAAUAUCACCCCGCGGUUUGAGUUCGGGUUCGGGUUGAGUUACACGGAGUUCUCGUACAGUGGCUUGCAGCUCAGCAAGAUCGAGAGUGCCGUCAGCUCGCCUGAUCCCCCGUUGGUUGAGGCAUGGGAGAGGGGAGAUGCAACUCCCAUUUCUGUCGGCUCUUCUAGGGCUAUCUGGCUACACACCCCGGCAUAUGAAGCAAUUUUCACCGUUCGCAACACAGGUCGCAUCCCCGGUGCCGAGAUCCCCCAACUCUACCUGAACUUCCCCGCAUCCGCCGGCGAGCCGCCCUUGGUCCUCAGAGGCUUCGCCGACGUCUUCCUCGGUCCAGGCAAGAGCAGGACGCUGACGAUUACGCUCUCGAGGUAUGACUUAUCAAUCUGGGACGUUGAGAAGCAGGGAUGGAGGAAGCCCUCGGGACAAUUUGGUGUUGUGAUUGGCACGAGCAGUCGCGAUGCGCGUUUGAGGGGCACUGUACCAGUGUAA
Messenger RNA from Cyclocybe aegerita, 2658 nucleotides. The record is from the annotation of a GenBank genome assembly. NCBI's taxonomy places the organism in Eukaryota, Fungi, Basidiomycota, Agaricomycetes, Agaricales, Hemipholiotaceae.